GCUGCACGAUGCUCUCUUUCAUAUUUCUUCUCUUUUUGUUUGGAGGCUGGUUCUACACCUUAACAGUUGCAAACUAUGAUAGCUGUCGGCGUCUAAAGUUCUUGCUACAGAAAGAUGGAUAUGGAUUAGUGGGCCACGUCUUUAAAAACAUUUUAUUACCAGUCGGAAUGCAUAUAUAUAGUCACUGCAGAAAUUGGUGUACUAUGGAAGACAGAUGUAAAUCGAUCAACAUGGGACCCUCAGGAGAAAAAGAUAAAGUUUUGUGUCAAUUGAGUGACUCGGACCACUUGCAACACCCAAAUGAUCUGAAACCGAUGGCAGGUUUCAUGUAUAGGGGCACGGAGAAUAAGUGUUGUUUCAACAUGUGCUACAACAAUACAACCUGCUUGGUUGGAUUUACGGACAAGGGAUACAAGUGUGUGUGUCCACCUGGUUACACAGGAGACCGCUGUGAAAAAGGCAAGAGUUAUUUUGCACGUGCGUUCUAAUAAUCAUGUUAGCUACUACAAUUAUGCGUCUCUUUUGCAUCCAUUUUACCAUGGUCUCGUAAACCUCGACAUGUGUUCUGAUGACUUACGCGUCAUUUAUUUUCCAACUUGUGCUGUGCUUCUUUGAGUACAAAUAACGCUCAGGACAGGGUUUUCUUGCAUUGUGCAAACAACGAAUUGGAUUGAGGUUACCAACGAAAAUGGUGAAAAAUUCAAAUAAUCUUUCUAACGAUGGAGAGUUGGA
Stylophora pistillata is the source of this 732-nucleotide messenger RNA. RefSeq lists its product as uncharacterized. NCBI's taxonomy places the organism in Eukaryota, Metazoa, Cnidaria, Anthozoa, Scleractinia, Pocilloporidae. The record is from RefSeq and is a predicted model, not a curated record.